Pneumocystis carinii B80 is the source of this 947-nucleotide messenger RNA. RefSeq names its product ribose-phosphate pyrophosphokinase 2. Gene Ontology annotation, molecular function: magnesium ion binding; ribose phosphate diphosphokinase activity. Gene Ontology annotation, cellular component: ribose phosphate diphosphokinase complex; cytoplasm. Bases 108 to 947 code for a protein of 279 amino acids. Gene Ontology annotation, biological process: purine nucleotide biosynthetic process; 5-phosphoribose 1-diphosphate biosynthetic process; ribonucleoside monophosphate biosynthetic process. Lineage: Eukaryota; Fungi; Ascomycota; Pneumocystomycetes; Pneumocystales; Pneumocystaceae. The transcript has 8 exons. The record is from RefSeq and is a predicted model, not a curated record.
UUAAUAAAUAGAUAGGAAAUAGUCAUCCUGAACUAGCGGAAAAAGUUGCGAAGAGGAUUGGUAUUACAGUUGGUAAAAUAAAUGUUACAAAAUAUUCUAACCAGGAGAUGGCUAUUUCAAUAGGUGAAUCUGUGAGAGAUGAAGAUGUUUUUAUUAUUCAAACUGGAUGUGACUCUGUUAAUGAUCAUUUAAUGGAAUUACUUAUCAUGAUUAAUGCUUGUAAAACUGCAUCUGCUCGUAGAAUUACUGCUGUUAUACCUUGUUUCCCAUAUUCGAGACAAGAUAAAAAAGAUAAAAGUCGUGCACCCAUAACUGCAAAGUUAGUUGCAAAUAUGCUCCAGACCGUUGGAUGUAAUCAUAUAAUUACUAUGGAUCUUCAUGCUUCUCAAAUUCAAGGAUUUUUUGAUGUUCCUGUUGAUAAGUAUCUUUUUGCUGAGCCAUCAAUGCUUAAAUAUAUUCAAGAAACGGUUGAUUAUAAAAAUGCUGUGAUUGUUUCUCCUGAUGCUGGGGGUGCAAAAAGAGCUACUGCUAUUGCUGAUCGUCUUGAUCUCGACUUUGCUCUUAUUCAUAAAGAACGACAAAAAGUAAAUGAAGUUUCAAGAAUGGUUUUAGUUGGAAAUGUUAAAGGAAAGGUUGCUAUUCUUGUUGAUGAUAUGGUAGAUACUUGUGGAACAUUGUCUCAUGCUGCUGAGACUCUUAUGAAUAAUGGCGCAUUAUCUGUUUUAGCUGUAGUCACGCAUGGAAUCUUAAGUGGAAAUGCAAUUCAAUAUAUAAACGAAAGCCAAUUAGAAAAGGUGGUAGUUACAAAUACAAUUCCUCAUGAUGAUAAAAAAGCUUUAUGUAGUAAAAUAGAAACAAUAGAUAUUGCACCUGUAUUAGCUGAAUGUAUUCGGCGAAUACAUUAUGGCGAAAGCGUAUCUGUUUUAUUUACACAAGCACCUUUAUAA